GAUAACAAAAAAUGGCGCCUAUUUCGCUAAAAGAUCCAAAUAUACAGACACUUGCCGAAGAGUUAGUGAAAGAGCUGACCAGAUUUAAGAGAUCUUCAAGAAAUUUUACCCUCUCUGUCCAGUUUGUCUUAUCAAACUUUCGGUAUCAUCAGUUUUUGGAUGUCAAUAGCCAAAAAGUGGAAAGAAAUAUUGAUGGUGUUUGCCAGAAGUUGAAAGUUCAUUCUCAGUUGGAGAAGGCAGACAUUUUGCAAGAAUUAUGCGACAAAUUUCUGAACUUGCCUUUAACUACACAGACCCAGGAACUUAUAAAGACUGACGCUCAUUAUUCUCUCAUCCUGCUAUUGUUGACUCUUGCUGAUUCACCUACUAAUGUUGACUAUGAGCCUCCACCAUCUGAACAUUCUUCAGAAGAGGAGUGGUUUGACUGGAAAAGUUAUUUACUUGAUGGAGAAGAAGAAGAAAUUCUUGGCCUGCCUGUUCAGCAUGAUCAGGAUUGGUCGGAUGAAGAGGAUGAGGACUUGGAUUUGACAAGUGAUUCUGGGAUCAGCAUUGUUGAGAGGCAAUUGGCCAAUGAUCAAGAAGAAUCUCAAAGAAGCGUAGAACACAAUGUCAGGGAUAGAGAAGGGAUUAUAAGCCCCGGUGAUGGCGAGGACAGAAGCAGGAUUUCAGAUCACAUAGUUUCUCAAUAUUGGGAGAACAAAUCCAACAAUUUUACCCACACAAAUACAUCAGAAUGGAAUUGUUCCAUAGCAGAGUCAUGGGAUAGUUAUCAAAGUGGACGCAACCCAUUUUAUCACAGCGGCUCAAACAAGACAUUAACAGAGACUCAGAUUGUGAGAGAUACCUUGUGGAUGCUUGCAGGAGCACAAAACACAUUUGUGUACAGACAUGGUCAGUACGGCAGAAUAACUGUCCAGGGCCAUAUCCAAGUUCUUCACCUAACUCCAGAAUCUCUUUCCAGUUUGUUGUCGUCAUUUGCCUUGGCUGGAGAGGAGAGUCUGUCUUUACAGACGUUCAUUUUGUCAUUUGUCGAUCCACAAAGCAAGCCAACACAGACAUUGCAAGCAUUCGUAAAUGCACUGUCUGGGUACUUUAAGGUCAACUUGUUUUUGAAAAUUUUUCUUCAAACUGUUGAGCCCUGCCUUCGGUUUAUUGACGAGUGGGUGACAUCAGGUCACGUUCAUGAUCCAUAUGAUGAGUUUUUUAUCGAAAGAAUACAAUCCAUUGCCAUUGACAAUGAGUCCUUUUGGUCUGAUGGUGUGGUCCUAAGAUGUGCCGAUCAAUCACUUGACACUGUUGUACCUUGUUUUUUGCAAGAUUUUGUUGAUCAGAUAUUCCGUGCUGGAAAGUCUGUGGAGUUAAUUGAAGGCCUUGGAAAGAUUGGUAAACUUCACUCUUUUCGAACAAGAGGGCCUUUGCACCAAGAGUUUUUAGAUAAACUGCUAAGUGCUCUAUCAAAUAAUUCUAAAGCAUCAAAGGAAGUAGAAAAUUCAUCCGGUGAUGAAACAAAUCUCUUGAAAACCAUAACAGAUUCUAACCAAAUCAUGUCAGUUAUAGAAGAUACUGGUGACCAUGUACUGAAGCUCGCAUUUGUGGAAACCGAAGCACCAGUUAACCAGAGAUAUUCCAUGCGAGAAAGCUCUACAGCAGAUAAACUGGACAGGAUUUGUUCAGGGAUUUGCAAGUUGCUCAAACCUGUUGAGCUGCUGUUUUCAGAAUGCCUUACUCCUCUGCUAGAAGAUUGGUGUACACAGGGAAGCUGUUUUGUCGUUCAACUGUUGAAAACAGAUUUUUGUCUUCUGGAUCAUUUAGCAGCUAUGAGGAAUUUCUUUCUCUUGGAGGCUGGUGAUGCAAUGCAUCAAUUUUACAUUGAGAUAUUUGACAAGGCUGGUGGUCAGUUUUUCAAUGAAUGGUGCAUCAAAUAGGAGGCAGUUGGGUGCAUCUCUCCAAGGACUGACUUUGAACUACAGGGCACCAUGGCCAGUCAGUAUCAUAAUUGACAGUUCCUGUCAGAAGCUUUACAAUCUUGUGUUUUUGUUUCUCCUGAAACUGAAACAAGCAAAGUGGAGCCUGGAUGAGCUCAGAUUUGCAGACCUCAGAAGUGACAGACAGCAGAUGAAGACUGAUGACGCUGAUGAUGAGAAUCAAACAGGAGAUGAUGCGCAGAGAACUGGCGAAGGGUUAGGCUCACCACCCCCUGAUCAGAAGUUGCAGCAUAAAAUGUCUGUGUUCAGGUUCAAAUUAAUGCAGUUUAUCAAUUGGAUUCACAACCACUUCAUGACACGAAUCUUACAUUCAACUGUGCUAGAAUUCCAAGAAGCUUUAGAUCAGGCAAAGGAUCUAGACGAUCUUAUCAAGGCUCAUUCUUCUUAUGUUGAGAAACUCUAUGAUCGCUGUUUGCUGAGUCAGAAGGUUGGUUAUCUACGUGAAGUUAUUCUAAAGGUCCUCAAUUUAGUGCUGUUGUUCCAAACAUAUUGGGAUAGGGGCACUGAACUCAUCAAUGAACAGAAAUUCAAGAAAAUUGAAGAGGAAUUUACCAAAUGUAACACGUUUCUUGUUUCAUGUCUGGGAAACAUUGCAAAACGAGGAGCUUUUCCACACUUGGAGUCACUUGCAUUUGCCUUAGGAUCAUCUUGAAGUCUUGCACUUAAGGCUUCAUUAGUUGGUCUGCAUUGAAAUAUCAAGAGUUAUACUCCAACAAAUGGAUGUCUCCACAUGGUGACUGAACAAAUUUAGAGCAAACUCACUUUAUUUCUAGAUGUGGGGAGAUUUGUACAUUAUGGAGUUAAAUUUUUCUCAAGAUUCAUAAGAUGUUUCUGUAAGUUUUAUUGUUCGGCAACAACAACAAUAACAAUGAUCUUUUAAUACUCUUUUCUUUUGGUAUUAUUUCCCUUUUUCUUCUGGCCAACAAUGUAGCCAGUGCUAUUCUAGGCAGGCCAGUCUAUAAAAAACAAUUGCAAACAAAACCAUACAUAAAAAGAAAAAAAAUAAAGUUUUAUAAAUUUUAUGGUA
Molecule: messenger RNA, 3012 nt
Organism: Stylophora pistillata
Lineage: Eukaryota; Metazoa; Cnidaria; Anthozoa; Scleractinia; Pocilloporidae
Product: gamma-tubulin complex component 5
Biological process (GO): mitotic cell cycle; meiotic cell cycle; microtubule nucleation
Cellular component (GO): gamma-tubulin complex; spindle pole; microtubule organizing center
Molecular function (GO): gamma-tubulin binding; microtubule minus-end binding
Source: RefSeq, a predicted model, not a curated record